Messenger RNA from Aspergillus vadensis CBS 113365, 2247 nucleotides. RefSeq lists its product as uncharacterized. Gene Ontology annotation, molecular function: lyase activity; oxidoreductase activity; zinc ion binding. The transcript has 12 exons. The record is from RefSeq and is a predicted model, not a curated record. NCBI's taxonomy places the organism in Eukaryota, Fungi, Ascomycota, Eurotiomycetes, Eurotiales, Aspergillaceae. The coding region runs from base 1 to 2247 and encodes 748 amino acids. Gene Ontology annotation, biological process: amino acid metabolic process.
AUGUCUCUCUGGACAAACUACCAAUCGCUCCCCACCACGCAGUGGGCCCAUGUAUUUAGAACCCGGGGUGACACUAUCGAACUCAAAGAGAUCCCAGUUGGGAACCCAGGCCCCGAUGAAGUGCUGGUCCAAAUGGAAUACUCCGGAGUCUGCCACACAGACCUCCAUGCCUGGAAAGGGGACUUUCCUGCUACCCCAAAAAGCAAUCUCGUCGGCGGGCACGAGGGUGUUGGAUUGGUUGCCGCCGUCGGCUCGCAGGUGAACGGCCUUCGCAUUGGAGACACCGUCGGAAUACAGUGGAUUAACAGAACUUGCGGCGUGUGCGAGUUCUGCUCUACCGGGAGACAGCCAAUCUGUCCUGAGCUUCAGUUGUCGGGGUAUAUGGUCGAUGGGACCUUCCAACAGUAUUGUAUUUGCAAGGCUGACAAUGCAGUGCGCAUUCCGUCCGGCAUUUCGCUAGAGGCUGCUGCUCCGGUUCUUUGUGCCGGAAUUACCGUAUACAAGGCUCUCAAGGAAAGUGAAGUCCGACCAGGAGAGAUAAUCGCCAUUGUUGGCGCUGGCGGAGGAUUGGGAUCCUUGGCUUGUCAAUAUGCCAAGGCAUGCGGACACAAGGUCCUUGCUUUGUCUUCUGGGGCCGCUAAGAGGCAAAUGUGUUUAUACGAUCUUGGAGCGGAUUACUUCGUCGAUUACAAGUCGCCGGACGUCGCAGAGGAGGUGAAGCGCGUCACCGGGGGCGGACCGCAUGCUGCGAUGAUAGUCUCAUCCGUGGAAGAGCCGUUCCACCAGGCUACACAGUACAUUCGCCCUGGCGGAACAAUCGUGGCUGUCGGUCUCCCUCCUGGAAAGAUCUGCACCGAUCUUUUCCAUAUGGUUACACAGAGAAUCAACAUCAAAGGUUCCUACGUGGGGAACAGAGAUGAAACGGAGGAAGCACUUGCUAUCAUCAUCAAGGCCGGUAUUAGCGUUCAGUACGAAGUUGUGGAUUUCUCUGAACUUCCAAACAUCUACGAUCAGAUGGAAAAAGCUACGUUCAACUCCGUGCUGAAGAUUGGGAAGACGCUCACAAGGGGCCAUGAGCACCAGUCGAGUCUCUGCAGAGACUUACAUUUCUCGCCAAAGCAGACAAAUGGCAUGAAUGGAUUUACAGCCAAGAGUGCCAUAUCAGGGGCCCUUGAACGAGCCAUUGAGCGGGCCGGAAAAGAUUUCCGGUCUGAUACUGUGACCGUUCCUACUGAGGCCGUGAUGGAGGCCAUUGUGAAUGCCUCGACCUUUGGGGAUGACAUCUACGACGAGGAAGGAGAUGCAACACUGAAUGAUUUCCAGGACAAGAUCAAAGCACUGACCGGCAAGGAGGCAGCGCUCUUCGUCGUAUCCGGCACCCAAGGCAACCAGAUCUGUCUGCGCACUCAUCUGCACCAGCCGCCGCAUACGAUUCUUCUUGACUACCGUGCGCACGUCCAAAUCUGGGAGACUGGUGCAAUCCCCGUUUUGUCCCAGGCGACAGUGACGAGCGUUGAGCCGAAGAACGGUGUCCACUUGACCCUGGACGAUGUGAAGGAUCGGAUCAUCGAGGAAGGAAAUUUCCACUUCCCCCCUACCCGAGUUGUCUCCCUCGAAAACACCCUGAGUGGUUCGAUCCUCCCGUUGAAACACGCCAGAGAAAUUUCGAACUACGUCCGCAGGGUUCGUGUGCCGCCAGGCCGGACCCCCAUCGCCAUGCAUCUUGAUGGAGCCCGGUUGCUGGAAGGUAUAACUGCAGAGGGCGUCUCCGCCCGCGAAUACCUUGACUGUUUUGACAGUGCCAGCAUCUGUAUUUCCAAGGGUUGUGGUGCUCCAAUGGGCAGUGUUAUUGUUGGUACUCGUGAGUUCAUCGACCGCGCCAAGUGGUUCCGGAAGAUGUUCGGAGGCGCAACUCGACAGACUGGAAUGAUGGCUGCUGCUGCCACCGCUGCGAUGGAGCACACUUUGCCCCUACUCCCGAAAGUGCAUGCCCUCACACGGCGCGUGGCCGACUAUCUCCAUCGGAUCGGGUACGAGUUCCUCAUGCCAGUGGACACUAACAUGAUAGUUCUCGAUUUGAAGAAAACGGGCAUUACGGGAGAUGAUAUUGUGUUCUACUGCAAGCAGCAGGGUUUGUUGGUAUUCCCUAACGGGCGACUGGCCUUCCACCACCAGAUAUCGGACGAUGGGGUUGCUCGGCUUCAGAGGGCUUUGUUGGAAUUGAUCACGGAUAAAAAGAGAUUCUAA